UGGACUUUACGUUCAGCUGUUCAGUUGAGUAGUUGAUACCGAGACUGCGGUAUGGUUGUGGCUGAGUUGGAGAGUACCAUCCAUAUAAAGUUGUAGUAAGGGUUAGGUUGAGGUAAUGUAUGUGUUUUAUAGACCAAACUCCGGGUUUCCACCGGCAUAGAAGCAGCAUUUUUAUUUAAAAUCUAGAGAACAUUCUGGAAGAGUCACAUGAUUCUGAUGGACCAGUGGUGUGACGCUGUGUAAAAAAAAAAAAAAAAGAAUGUGACGUUCUUGUUAUUUUGUGGCGUGUUACUGAUGUAUGUGGGUUAUCAAUAUUUUACAUGUAUGUGAUAAAUUCAACAGCGACCUCAAAGAACCCGAGGAAGACGAAGGGGAAAACGAAGUGGAAGUUCUCUGAAUAAAGACGUUGUCUAAAUAACAGUGAUCUUUAUAAGGGGAAAGUCGUGUUUGUUGUGGCACGUGAGGCAGAUUGGCCAAUGGCAGCGCGUGCUACGAAGAGGAGAGUAUAAAUACCGGCGGUUGCUAAAAGGAGCUGGCCGCCAUAGAAGAUUAUAUAAAUAAGGGGAAGGAAGCAGUAGAAAAAAAUAAAUAAAGAAGCAAGUUUGGUGUAAAAUUGUAUCUGAAUCUCCUUAGAAAAUACCGACGUGAACCUUCACUGUUCGUCCUCCCAGCAGAACGUCUUUGGCACUGGGCACCUGCCGCAUUUCUGCAGUUAUACAAUCUCUGUGCCAGUGAGAGACGGAAAGGUAAUGCAAGGUGAUGUAUGAGGAUAUUUGAUUUGCUGAGUAAACCGUCAACAUUCAGUGCAUUAAUGAAACAAACACCUUCAAGAUGUCGGAGGCAAAAGGAUUGCAGAGUUCUAACCAUGGAAACCCUCCACCCCCUGAAUAUAAAAACCCUAAGAAGCCUGGACGUCUUACAAAUCAGCUGCAGUACUUGCACAAGGAGGUCAUAAAGGCUUUGUGGAGCCAUCAUUUUGCCUGGCCCUUUCGAUACCCUGUUGAUGCUGUGAAACUAAGACUUCCUGAUUAUCAUGUUAUUAUAAAGACCCCAAUGGACAUAAACACCAUUAAGAAGCGCUUGGAGAAUAACUACUACUGGAAAGCUCUGGAAUGUAUAGAAGACUUUAAUACCAUGUUUACGAACUGCUACGUAUAUAAUAGGCCUGGAGAUGAUAUUGUGUUAAUGGCACAAGCAUUGGAGAAGCUUUUCCUUCAGAAAGUGGCACAGAUGCCCCAGGAAGAAGUUGAAUUACCAUCUACCAUAAACCGAGUAAGCGGAGGCAAAGGAAGGAAACCUUCAGCAGGUAAGCGAAAGCCACCUCCUCCUGUAUCUGAAGUUGUCGUCCAGCAAACUGUGACUUUGAUUCCUCCGCAGACCGUUACUGCAGCCCCGACUACACCUGUGUCAGGAACACAACUUGUAUCAAAAGUCAAAAAGGGUAUCAAAAGGAAAGCCGAUACAACCACUCCAACUACAUCCAUUGUAACGACAAGUAGCGAGUCUUCACCUACUCCUGCGGAACCAAGGCCUUGCAAGAUAAUAUCAAGAAGAGAAAGUGGUCGACCAAUUAAACCUCCAAGAAAAGACUUGCCAGAUUCUCAGCAGCAUCAAAUUGGCAAGAAACCCAAAUUGUCGGAGCAACUGAAGUACUGCAGUGCGAUACUUAAAGAAAUGUACGCAAAGAAGCAUGCAGCAUAUGCUUGGCCCUUCUAUAAACCUGUUGAUGUUGAAGCUUUGGGACUUCAUGAUUAUUAUGACAUUAUAAAACAUCCAAUGGACCUUGGCACUAUGAAAAAAAAGAUGGAGGACCGAGAAUAUAAAGAUGCACAAGAAUUUGCAGCAGAUUUUAGGUUAAUGUUGAUGAAUUGUUAUAAAUACAAUCCCCCAGACCAUGAAGUUUCAGCAAUGGCAAGAAAGCUACAGGAUGUGUUUGAGAUGCGGCUUGCCAAAAUGCCAGUUGAACCAGUUGAAAGUGCAACUCCAGCUCCGCCUUCAACAGAAAUAGACAAAACUCCCACCAGCAGUGAGAGCUCCUCAGACAGUGAGAGCUCCUCAGACAGUGAGAGCAGCACUGAUUCUGAAGAGGAAAGAACUCGGCACCUUGCAAACCUCCAAGAGCAGUUAAAAGCAGUACGUGAGCAACUGCAAAUGUUAUCCCAGGCCCCCCUAUUGAAGCCGAAGAAAAAGAAAGACAAAUCAAAAAAGGAAAAGAGGAAAAAAGACAAAGAUAAAAAAGAAAAGACAGGAAAAAAAUGUGUCGAUGAAAGGAAAAAAACAAAGUCCAAGCAGGUGCAGAGAUCUAGAAAAAACUCUUCAGGAAGUCGUAGUAAAAAAAGCAAGUUGCCCACAGUUCCAUGUGACUCAGAACAUGAAGAGGAACCCAAGCCUAUGUCAUAUGAUGAGAAAAGGCAGCUGAGCCUCGACAUAAACAAGCUUCCUGGUGACAAGCUUGGGAAGGUUGUUCAUGUAAUCCAGUCAAGAGAGCCUUCACUGAAAGAUUCUAAUCCUGAAGAGAUAGAAAUUGACUUUGAAACAUUAAAACCUUCAACACUGAGAGCUCUGGAGACAUAUGUCAUGACCUGUCUAAGGAAAAGGCCAAGAAAACCAAGUGAGAAAAAGGCAUCGAAGCCCAAUAAGGCGCUUCAAAUUGAGAAAAAGCAAGAAUUGGAGAAGUUGCUGGAUGUCAGUGGACAGUUACAUUCAGUGAAGAUACAGAAAACUACAUGUGCAAACACCGAUGCUAAUACAGAUCUUGGCGGACCCUCUCGACUCAGUGAGAGCAGCAGCUCUUCAAGUUCAGGCAGUAGUAGUGAUUCUAGUGCAACUGAUAGCAGUGACUCUGAAUCAGAACAGAGAACAAAACGGAAGCAAAGCUGCACUGACAAUCUUGAUUUCAAAUUGCAAGCAAAGGAAAUAAAGCCGAUGCUACAGCCUUUAUGGGAUAAUGCUCUUGCAGGUCAAACCUUACCUCCGUUUAGCACCAGUUUGCAGCUUUCAAUACAACAUCCCCAAGAGACAGAGAGAUGCAAAUUCCAGGCUUUGAAACAUGUACCACUGGAGCCACCUGAACAAAUAACUAUAUCACUUCCAGCCUUGCAUACUAGCCUGCCACAACAGCCAUCAAGACCUAGCACCAAAGCAGCACCUCUACCUCCUAAACACAGGCCUUCACAGUUACAGCAGCCAGGGUCUGCAAAUGCACCUCAACAAGAGGCAUCCCAACACGUUCCUUUGCACUCUGCCCAUGACCACAUAUUGUUACAAAAGCCCCAAAAUGAACAAGCUAAACUACAGUUUAGUUGCAGUCCGGUACAUUCACUGCCCCAGUUAAAACCCACACAGCAGUCACAACUGCCUCAGCAUAAGCAGAUGCAUAUGCAACAUCCCCAGACCUUUCCACAAACACUGAAACUGCAAGCUGGGCAACAUUCCCUCAACCAACUUAACCACCCUUCUCAGAGCCCACCUACUAGGAUGCAGACGGAAGGUAUUUCUUCACUUCUGUCUCCUUUGAAUUCCCCAGUUGGGUUACAUGCAUCUUCAACAAGCCCCUUUGUAAUGAACAGUGACAAUAUCAAAAUGGAGUGCCCAAUAUUGUCCCCGACUCAUGGCAGUCCACUGUGUAAUAAGGCAGAACCUAAAAGUUAUCCAGUGGAUCAGACAGGAUUACAGUCUGUUGAAAAGGAGAAUUAUGCAGAAGAUGGAUCAGAUAUUACACAGCCAUUAUCAAAUACCAGUCACCCUGAUAUGGAGGAACAGGACAAAAGUAAUACAAGUCUUGGGAAACUUGGGCCUGUCAGUAGAUGUGAUAAACAGAUGCAAGAUCUUACAACUCCAGUCGUGCCUAAAAAGGAGAUUAGGAUCAAGAAUGUUGAUUCUUGGGCAAGUUUAGGAAAGAUGGCCACUUCCGCACCAUCGAUAAUAAAGUCCUCUAGUGAGAGUUUUCAGCAGUUCAGAAAAGCUGCAAUGGAAAAGGAAGAACGAGAAAAGGCUUUAAGGAAACUGCAAAUGGGACAACCUGGGAGGGAAAGAAAAAGCGUUCCUGAAAAGCAAAGAGACCAAGGUGAUGAGCAACCUUUAGAAAGUGUACAGACAGUUCCAGACCAGGCAACUUCUAAGCCAGAUGAAAUCACAAAAGAGGAAAAACAAGAACUACAAUCAGCCUCUCCAUCUUCUAUUGAUAGAGAGAGGGAGAUGGCCAGGAAAAGAGAACAGGAACGCAGGAGGAGAGUAGCUAUGGCAGGCAUCAUUGACAUGACUCUGCAGAGUGAUAUUAUGGCAACAUUUGAAAAUAACCUUUAUUAAAACAAAAGCAGGUGGACUUUAUAGUUCAAUGUAUGUAAUACAAACAGAUGUCUUAAUAUGCACUGUUAAUGCAUUAGCAGAUAGUACAUAUAGCUCUUGCUUUCUACAGCUCUGAACUUUUUGCAGGCACUGGAUGUCUACGUUUAACAUACAUGUGGAAGGAAACUGGUCCUCAUUCUGCAAGAAAUAUUUCUGCAUGACUCCCUUCACUUAUACUUGAUGAUCGUUAUUGUAAUAUAUUGUAAAGUGUAUAUACUGCAACCUUGUAUACACAAGCACUUAAAGGACCACAUUGUAUGUGGAUGUCUUUUGCCUUUUUGUACAGGUGAUAGCUUAUUGAAGUUUUGAAAAUGCUUUUAAAUGAAGUAAGUGUUUCUUUGUUGGCCAUUAUGCAGUAGGUUACAAAUAAAUAGAAGAUUCUAAAUACUGUGUUCAGUCUGAAAAUGAAACUUAGUCAUGUUUUUGGAAUGAGAACUUUUUUCUUUUUUUUUUUUUUUUAAACCAUCAGUUAAAACAGAAGUGUUUUGUUCAAAGCAGUAUUUGCAGUGUUUGGAAAUCUUCCAUACCUGUAUUCUGUACUUCACGUUGAGUGCAAAUGAGAAAUAACAUUGUAAAGAAAUACAUUCCCAUAUGUUUUGCAUAUGUUAAGACUACUGUUGUAAAAGAAAUCUGUGCUCUGCUAAUUUGUACUUGAAAUGGGUGACUGUUAGUGAACCAGAUUGAUUGGUAUAUCUAUGUAAGUGAAGGAAUGUCCUCAACAAUGGUUUUGCUGUUAAUACCAGAUUAUAAUAUAAUUGAGAAUAUACUGCAUUAUAUAUGUAUAUUUAAAAAAAAAACAAAAAAAAAAAACACUAUUGUUUAUAUGUAUAAUCCUUACUUGGAUACAGUCUUUAACUGGUUCAUGUUAAAUCUGUAUUUUGCCAAAAGUUUGUAUGCUUACUUGGAGGUAUAUUUUUUAGAUGCUCUGCAUAGCAACUUGAAUUUCCACAUUUAAAAGCGCAACGUGUCAUAUGAAUACCUGUUUAUUUGUAGGCAAUAUCUGCCUAGAAACUGCAUUUUACAUUUGUGAGUUGGUAACAGUGCAUUUUAGGUUGCUUAAAUCAAAAGGAAAAUAAUUGUAUGCUAAAAAUGUCAUUUAUUAUUUUUAUUUAAUUUAUUGGAUCAUUGUAGUUUUAUUUUGUCCAACUGCAUUGGACUGAUUGUUCCAGUAGAGACUUGAAGAUGUGCAGUUGGUCAUUUUGUUUUGUUUGAAGUUAUCAGAUUGUUUCAUCUGUUAAAUUCAGGGUAAUAACAUGUUCUCAUACAUUUGUGCUAGUAGCACUUAUUCUCCAGUGUCUAAAGUAUGAUAAGCUAGAAAGCAUAACAAGUAUAUAGAGAAAUAAUAUUUAAUUGAUGAUAAAUAGCACUAAGUGGAUAAAUAUCAAUAUAUUCCAUUAAAAUAUUUUCAGUAAAA
Molecule: messenger RNA, 5761 nt
Organism: Acipenser ruthenus (sterlet)
Lineage: Eukaryota; Metazoa; Chordata; Actinopteri; Acipenseriformes; Acipenseridae
Product: bromodomain-containing protein 3-like
Exons: 21
Coding region: 832-4308 (1158 amino acids)
Biological process (GO): positive regulation of transcription elongation by RNA polymerase II; chromatin remodeling
Cellular component (GO): chromatin; nucleus
Source: RefSeq, a predicted model, not a curated record